UCAAUGUAUGGGCAUGUUGAGAAGUUAGCAGAGGAGAUUAAAAAAGGUGCAUCAUCCGUCGAAGGAGUAGAAGCUAAGCUAUGGCAGGUACCUGAAACUCUCCCUGAAGAGGUGCUUGCAAAGAUGAGCGCGCCUCCCAAGGGUGAAGCACCAGCAAUCACAGCAAAUGAGCUUGUUGAGGCUGAUGGAAUUAUCUUUGGUUUCCCAACUAGAUUUGGAAUGAUGGCAGCACAGUUCAAAGCUUUUCUGGAUUCAACCGGAGGCCUCUGGGGAAGCCAGCAGCUUGCUGGCAAGCCUGCGGGGAUUUUCUUCAGCACAGGAUCCCAGGGUGGGGGACAGGAGACUACUGCUUUUACAGCAAUUACUCAGCUGGUUCACCAUGGGAUGAUGUUUGUCCCUGUCGGCUACACUUUUGGUGCUGGAAUGUUCGAGAUGGAGCAAGUGAAGGGAGGAAGUCCUUAUGGUGCUGGAACUUUCGCGGGUGAUGGUUCAAGAACUCCGACUGAGCUAGAGCUGAAGCAAGCGUUCCAUCAGGGCCAGUACUUUGCCAGCGUCGCCAAGAAACUCAAGGGCUCAUCCUGA
Molecule: messenger RNA, 582 nt
Organism: Asparagus officinalis (garden asparagus)
Lineage: Eukaryota; Viridiplantae; Streptophyta; Magnoliopsida; Asparagales; Asparagaceae
Product: NAD(P)H dehydrogenase (quinone) FQR1-like
Exons: 3
Coding region: 4-582 (192 amino acids)
Molecular function (GO): NAD(P)H dehydrogenase (quinone) activity; FMN binding
Source: RefSeq, a predicted model, not a curated record